CUGCCGACCCAUGUGGCUGAUUGGACCACCUUCCCAGAGGAGGAAGAGGAUGAUGACAAUGAUGAUGAUGGACGAGCGACUGGAGACACCCUCGGCGCGCGCACUCGUCACCCACCCGGGCAGGGUGCACAGCAUCGAGGCCAUCCUGGGCUUCAAGGAGGACCUCCUGUUCCAUAAAUCGGCCGAUUGCAGCCCGGCAGAUAAAGUUGGGGGCAAACACGCGGAGGGGCGCAACGUUCAAGUCAAUCAGAAAAGUCUAUUCAUGGAAAGUUUGGACGGCGUGUGCUGUCCAAGCGGUGCGGUUGGACCUGCGGGUGCCGAUUUGGGUGACGCGCCAUGUCCCGAUUCCCCAGAACGGGAGAGCUGCAAGUUAUCGGACGACGAGAACCCCAAGAAGAAGCAUCGCCGGAAUCGGACCACUUUCACCACUUUCCAGCUGCACGAACUCGAGCGAGCCUUUGAAAAGUCGCACUACCCGGACGUGUACAGUCGAGAGGAGCUGGCCCUCAAAGUCAACCUGCCAGAAGUCCGAGUUCAGGUUUGGUUCCAGAACCGCAGGGCCAAGUGGCGUCGUCAGGAAAAGCUUGAAGUGAGCUCCAUCAAGCUUCAGGAAACCACCGCCGCCUCCUCCUUGCUGUCCUUCGGCCGCCCAGCCGCCACGGGGCUGCAGCUGGACCCCUGGUUCACCACCCCCGUUGGGGCCUCCGCCACCCUUCAGUCGCUCCCAGGGUUCAUGGGCGGCGGCGCCUUCUCCGCCUCGCCUCCUCCUUCCGUGCCAUCAUCCUUCCUCAACGCACCUGCCCUUGGGCACCCCCCUCACCUGCCCCGGAUGGGCUCCAUGUGCCCCGCGCAGUUGUCUGCUUACCAGUGCUCAUCCGACCCGAGAAACUCCAGCAUUGCCUCGUUGAGGAUGAAAGCCAAAGAACACAUUCAGUCUAUCGGCAAAACGUGGUGAUGGAUGCUGCGUCUGUGUUUUGGAAAACAUUCGAGAUUGGAAAGCCAGUGCUGCUACGGCAACUGCCUGACAAGCACAAACUGUGAAAAUGUUUUUAUACUGUAGUUCUCAGAUUUCAGUUCAUUCACUCUCAUUUUUACACGUAGCCACAAGCAUUAUCUAUUUAUUUUACACUUUGACAAGUACACAAAAUCCUUUCGGUUUCUUCUUCAGCAUAAAACCCAUCUAAUUUGAAUAUUUUCAAGACAAUAAACUUUAUAUGUAAAACCAAAACAAUAAUGGAGUUGCAGAAUUGUAUAUAGUGAACUUUCCAUGGUAACGGGGCAAUUUGGGAUUUUUAGAGCAGUUUCUCCUGCAAAAAUUACAGGAAAACAAGGGCGGAACUUAAGGGAGUGCUGGGGGUGCGACCGUACCCGGGCCGCUAAGGGCGUAAAGUGGGCGUGAUUGGGUGAGGGGAGGGUCAAACAGAAAGAUAAAAUGAUGCGCGGACCUGUAAUAUUGUGUUACAGGCAGGGGUGAAAGUGGGCCAGAACGGUCAGGAACGCAGUUCCGGUAUAAGAUUCAGGGCCGGCAUUGGCUGACAUUCUGACAUGUGAUCAGCAGAGAUGGUUAGCUCUGAUUGGUUCAAAUGUACAUGUUUUCUGGAACAGCAAAAAAUAAAAGCUUGUUGAAUUGAUGCGACAUAAAAAGAGCAAUGCAACAUAAAAUGGAUCAAAUCUUUAAGAGCAACAAGAGUUGAGGAGCCUUAUCUAUCAUAUUUAGUUUUAUUUACACUGAUGGGGAGGUUCAGAACAUCUUAGCUGUCAAUGUGCACUUUGGAUUUAUAUUUGUUCAUUUAUGUUGGGCUAUUCAUCCAUUUCCUUAUGAUUUAAAAAAAAAAAAAGUCAAUGUUGGCGCAAUCUACAAAAUAUAUUCCAUUUCACUCUGCAUAAUAUAAGUCAUUUGUACUUAUUUUUCUGAAUGUAUGUUACUUAUAUCUUUAUUAUUAUUAUUUAAAAAAAAGUAAAUGUUCACAUUAACUUCAAAUUUAAUAUAUAUCCUAUGUUCUUAAGUAGUUAAAAUUGAGAUUUGGCAUUUAGUAUGUGAGGAAAUGAGGGAAAAUAAAAAUUAGGAGCUGGAGG
Molecule: messenger RNA, 2076 nt
Organism: Corythoichthys intestinalis (scribbled pipefish)
Lineage: Eukaryota; Metazoa; Chordata; Actinopteri; Syngnathiformes; Syngnathidae
Gene: rax
Product: retinal homeobox gene 3
Exons: 3
Coding region: 11-955 (314 amino acids)
Biological process (GO): positive regulation of transcription by RNA polymerase II
Molecular function (GO): RNA polymerase II cis-regulatory region sequence-specific DNA binding; DNA-binding transcription factor activity, RNA polymerase II-specific
Source: RefSeq, a predicted model, not a curated record